AACAGUUUUUCUCUCACGGAAUCUUCCGUCGGUUUCAGGAGCUGGUUUUACCGGUGAUGGAGGCCAGCGUGCGGUUCGCGAAGAAGAUUCCAGGGUUCACGUCGUUCGCCAUGCGAGAUCAGAUUAUGUUGAUGAAAAGGAAUGGAUUUAUGGUUGUACAUUUGGCGGUGAGUAGUUCUCCGGCUUGGCUCUCUAUUCUUUAGUAAAUUUGAGUUUUGCAAUCACUGGUCCUUCAGCUGGUGAAUGUAGCAUGUGGACUUUUUAACUUUUGGCAACUUUUGGGGUGACAUAAUUAAUUACUAUUACUAUUGCCAAUUGCUCUAAACAUGUAAUAUGAAAUCAUUCUUUAAUAAAAACUUUAAUAAUGUCAACACAUAAGUAAUAGGAUCUCUGAUUAUGGAUGCAUUCAUAUUUAAAAUUUUUACAAAUAAUCUUGAUGGCUUAGCUGUUGGUCAUCACUGAAUCAAUAUUAAUAUUAAUAUACUAAUAUUAUGGGCUGUUAUUUAGCAUCACUGAAUUAAUAUGAAUAUGGACUGUUAUUUAGUCAGUAUUAUACUAUACCAGUACCAGUGUGUGCUUGGGGAGGGGAUAUGUUGAAGUGUUGAACUUCAUGGGAAAAGCUGCUAGUGUUACUUUUGUUUCUUACUCGAUUCAAAAGUAUGCAUAGCUACCUAGGAAAACAUGUAAAAGUAAGUUUAUAAUAUAAAUAAAGUAGGGACUGGUCCUAAUCUGACUUGUUCAAAUGAUUUGAUAUCCCCACUUACUUACUUAUGCCUUUUACUUUUACCCCACCUGGGGCAUAGGCGUUUUACCCCACCUGGGUCAUAUGCCUUUUACCCCACCUUGGGCAUAGGCAAUCUACAAGAAUUUUCCAUUCAUCUCAGUCCUGUGCUUUCCUUUUCAUUUGCUUCCAGGUGUAUCCUGUACUUUGUGUGUCUGCCCCAAGCUCGCGUCUCCAUGUAUUCUUUGGCCUUCCUCUCUUUCUUUUUCACUGUGGAUUCCAAUUCCAUAUUCAGGGAUUGCAUGGUGAUGUUAUCUGGGGGUUUAUGUAAAGUGUGCCCUAUCAUUAUCAAGCUCCAUCUUUUCCUUAUGAUGUCUUCAGCAAAAGGCUCUUAGUAUGUCCUUCCAUUUUGUCUUUGCUGGUGAUGAUUUUUGACCAUUUGAUGUUCAGGAUCUUUGCUAUCACUAAUAAGUUGUAAUGCUAUUGUACAAUUAUUUCAUAAUUGUCUCAACAGCUCCACUCACUCGUGAGUCCAAGCUUUAUCCAGCUGGACACCAGGGAGGGCUGUUUGCGAGUGAGAAGAAAUUCCUACUACAUCUGUGAACAAAUGACCCGCCUUC
Messenger RNA from Lymnaea stagnalis (great pond snail), 1341 nucleotides. Lineage: Eukaryota; Metazoa; Mollusca; Gastropoda; Lymnaeidae. The record is from the annotation of a GenBank genome assembly.